Molecule: messenger RNA, 1806 nt
Organism: Aureobasidium uvarum
Lineage: Eukaryota; Fungi; Ascomycota; Dothideomycetes; Dothideales; Saccotheciaceae
Source: the annotation of a GenBank genome assembly
AUGGACGCGCCCGAUCGCAAGAGACUAAAGUCGACGUACAAGGCGGCACAGGAUCUCCCGCUGCUGCCGUCGGGCUGGACCGAACACACGGCUCCAACAGGCCACAAAUACUACUACAACACGGCGACAAAAGCCUCAACAUAUACACGACCAGCCGCCGCUCCUGCAGUCCCUACUCCGCCUCAAGCCCAGCCCGCCUAUUCUCCUCCGCCGGCUACCUUCCCUCCAGCUCAGUACAACCAAACCCCUGCUGCCCAAUACAACCCAAACCCUGCCGCUCAAUAUGGCCAAUCCGCCGCUGCAUACAAUCCAUACCCAUCAAAUGCUCAGUAUAAUCCAUAUCCACCAUAUGGCCAGCCUGCAAUCAACUCUGCUGCUCCCUCUCACGAGCCACGACGUCGACCACAGCCCCAAGAUCGCCCAAAGCGCAAAGAAGUCAUUCCUGAUUGCAAGCCAUGGGUCGUUGUCUAUACCAAGCUUGGACGACGCUUCGUCCACAACCCCGAGACCAACGAGAGUUUCUGGAAGUUUCCAGACGACGUCAUGAAGGCCGUUGUUGAAUUCGAUCGCUUAAAACUGGAUGACAAGCUCAAGAAUCCGGACGAGGCCAGUGGUGCCAACAAGGCCCCUGUAACAGAACGCGCUCCUAGGCAAGAACCAGCAAAGGCGCCUGAGAAACCGUCUGAGAAGCCUGAGGACAAGGCCAAAUCGCAAGAACCGGACAAGCCACAAGAAGAUGCCGCUGGAUCCGACUCGGAGUACGAGGAAAUCGAAGUUACAGAUGACGAGGACGAGGAGGGCGGUGCGCCGCGACAAGAGGAAGACGGCGCAGAAGCCGAAGAUGGACCUCUCGAAUUCGAUGAGGACGAUAUUGCCUAUCAGCUGGCUGCGAUGGAAGACUCGUACGGCCUCGAUCGUGGCGAGUUUGGAGGUGGUGGUGAAGACGAAUAUGAAGAGGGCAUGGAAGGCAUCCCCCUGACCGACGAGGACGGCGCAGCAUUAUUUUGCGACAUGCUCGAGGACCAACACAUCUCGCCCUACAUACCUUGGGAAACUCUCAUCUCCGACGGCCGCAUCAUAGACGAUAGCAGGUACACUGCUCUACCAACCACAAAGCGCAGGAAAGAAGUUUGGGGCGACUGGACUCGUACCAAGAUCGUACAAAUCCGCGAACAAAAGGCCAAACAGGAGAAACUGGACCCACGCAUUCCCUACUUGUCUCUACUGUCUGAAAAGGCAACGCCAAAGCUCUACUGGCCAGAGUUCCGCAGGAAAUAUAAGAAAGAAGAUGCUAUGCGCGAUGCAAAGCUCGGUGACAAAGAGAGGGAGAAGUUAUACCGCGAACACAUUGCUCGUCUGAAGCUUUCGUCCUCACAGCUGAAGUCGGAUUUGGUUGCUCUUCUGAAGUCUCUACCCCUCAAACACCUGAACAGAGACACCAGACUCGAGAAUCUACCCAAGGAUCUUUUGAUUGAUAUUCGAUUCAUCUCUCUACCUCCCAAAGCUCGAGAUGAUCUACUGGAAGCCCACAUCUCUACUUUGGCACCCGCGCCGGAUGAGGAGGAAGCAGCAACCGAGGAGGAGAGAGCAGAGCAAGACAAACGAACCAAGGAGAGGAGACGAAGGGAACAGGCUCUGAGGGAGAGAGAACAGAAAGUUGAAGAAGAGAAGCGAAAGAGAGAGAGGGAUUUGGCCUUUGGACGUGGUAGAUUAGGUGAGACUGAGAGGGAGUUGGAGAUGGCCAUGAAGGUCGGGAGAAGCGGGUUAAGAGCGCAGAUUGACGAGGCCAAAGAGGUCGAGGAGUAG